UCAUGCUGCUGCCAGGUCCAGAGUGUGUCAUGGGUCCCUGUACGGCCUCCCAUUGCUGCUGUCUCCAUCGCCACACUCUGCCAUGUGCCACUUUCAGGUCUCCUCACACUGCUGGUGGGUUCCAUUUUGUCAUAGGGUGCUGGCAGAUUACGGGCCUCCCAUUGCUGCUGCCAGGCCCGUAAUCUGUCAUGGGCCCCUGUACCGCCUCCUCAUGCUGCUGCCAGGUCCAGAGUGUGUCAUGGGUCCCUGUACGGCCUCCCAUUGCUGCUGUCUCCAUCGCCACACUCUGCCAUGUGCC
Staurois parvus is the source of this 298-nucleotide messenger RNA. NCBI's taxonomy places the organism in Eukaryota, Metazoa, Chordata, Amphibia, Anura, Ranidae. The record is from the annotation of a GenBank genome assembly.